UGCCGCAGCCGUAGGCAGCCGGCGGCCGCUCGCAGCCCUCGGCCUCCGCGGCCUCCGGGCCGAUGGGCAGCCUGCUGAGCGGGGUCAGCUUCAAGGAGCCCACCACGGUGGAGGACUGCGACUCCACCUGGGAGACCGACUCGGAGCCCGAGGCGGCGGAGCCGCAGCGGCAGGAGGGGGUGUGCACCGCCGCGGGAGGCGGGGAAGAGCCGCCCGAGCCGCCCGCCGCCGACUGCCGGCCCGGGGAGCCGCCGCCGGCCCUGCCAGCGCAGGAGGACGCGGAGCGGGCAGAGGCGGACGCCGCCAGCCCCGAGCAGAGUGGUGAUGGAGCUGAGCUGACAGCCAAGCCAAAGAGAAGCUUCUACGCAGCAAGAGAUUUAUACAAGUACCGACACCAGUAUCCACAGAACUUUAAAGAUCUUCGGUAUCAAAAUGACUUGUGCAAUCUCCGGUUUUACAAAAAUAAAAUCCCAUUUAAACCUGAUGGGGUUUAUAUUGAAGAAGUCCUAAAUAAAUGGAAAGGAGACUAUGAAAAACUGGAACAUAACCACACUUACAUACAGUGGCUUUUUCCACUAAGGGAACAAGGUCUGAACUUCUAUGCUAAAGAAUUAACUACAUAUGAAAUUGAGGAAUUCAAGAAAACAAAAGAAGCAAUUAGAAGAUUCCUUUUGGCUUACAAAAUGAUGUUGGAGUUUUUUGGAAUAAAACUAAUUGAUAAAACUGGAAAUGUAGCACGAGCUGCUAACUGGCAAGAAAGAUUUCAGCAUUUGAAUGAGUCUCAACAUAACUACUUGAGAAUCACUCGAAUUCUGAAAAGCCUUGGUGAACUUGGAUAUGAGAGUUUCAAAUCUCCCCUGGUAAAAUUUAUUCUGCAUGAAGCUCUUGUGGAAGAUACCAUUCCCAACAUUAAGCAAAGUGCUCUAGAAUAUUUUGUGUAUACUAUUAGAGACAGAAGAGAAAGGAGGAAACUGCUGAGAUUUGCCCAGCAACAUUAUACGCCCUCAGAGCAUUUUAUCUGGGGACCCCCAAGAAGACAGAAAUCAGAGGGAAGCAAAGCAAAUAAAAAGCCAGCAUCUCCAGUUUCCAUUCCCAAUAGUCAUAUUUCUAAGCAUAAGAAACCAAAAGAGCCGAAGAAUACAUUGGCAAGUGGAAGCUCAGCUGGUAAAAUAACUGAAGAAAGAAAGGUAGAAUUCACGAAAAAGGGGGAAGAAAACGAUCAGGAUGAGCAAGAAAUGAACUGUGAUGCUGUUGGGCAGAACAACAGUGAAAAGAACAGUGACAGUGAUACCAGUCAACUUUCAAAAUCAGAAGAAAUUAAUGAUAAUUCAGACAGAAAGGAGGACGCUUCUUAUUCCAAAAAAGAUGAUGAAAAUCUGAACAAUGACUGUGGAAAUCACCCAGGUGUUAGAGAAGAAGAUUUAUGUAACACUGAGAAUUCUUCAAAUGACCCAUCAGCAGAUCUACAAGAUAACCUUGAAAAGGAUACACUUUCAGGGGGGACCACCACAAAAACUAAGGAUGAGCUCAAACCAUGAGUCUGAGAUUUAAAAAAUCCUUGUUUCACUUUGAAUGAAGCAAAAUUAUUCAUUGCUUGUUAAUUUUGGUUGAAAUUUCCAUCUAAUGUUAGUUUACAAGACUAUGUUUGUUGCAAAUGCAUCAGAUUAGGCUUCUGGUAGGUUAAUGAGUUUUGGUUUUUCAAUCUCAGUUUAUCAGCAGUCAGCCAGGUGUGUCUCUUUAAAACAAUUGCGCAUAUUGAAAGCUAAGAAAUUCAUUAUCUUUUCCAGACAGAUUGCACAGAAAAGCUUAUCUACUUUUUGAAAUUCAUCCAGUAUUGAAAAAAAAAAGUGUAACAACUAAGACUGCCUUGGAACAUCAAAAUUUUAAGUUUCCUUUAAGCUUGCGUUUUGUUUUCCAUUUAGGAAAUUACUAGAAAUUAUUUCAAAACCACAGUGUUUUACCCUAGUGGUUAUUUUUUUAGGAACCAUGGUUGUGACUAAUAGCGGUAUUUGCACAGUAUCUUUUAGCUUAGAUUAGCAUCUUUGUUGGAGGCACUUAACAAUUGAUAGCAUAUAUCAUGUCCUGUACAGCUGGGAAUCACUGUAUAUAUCACUGAAAUAAAAGUUUUAACUUAAGAGAAACUGUAUCCAGAGUUUUUGGAUACAAGGGAAGCUGCACUUUAGACUUCUUUUAGUCCCUUUUAAAUUCUCCCUUCUCUUGACUCAUUUGUUACAACUAAUCUGGGAGGAGGGAUCUCUUUGAUCUCUCAAAUUUGGUCUCUUUGAAAGCUUUCUGUUACUCAGCUGUACUAAGAUGACUCCCCCAGCUGGGUUCAGCACCUGGAAAGCCUCUGGACAGCUGAAGAGCAGUGUCUUUAUCACAGAACACUGAAUUAUCAGCAAAGCCAUCACAGAAAAGGUCACCAGGCAUGGCAAGUUGGGUCUCACUUGAACUGCAAUGUUUCCUGGCCAGUUUUGGGUAGAAUCUGCACAAUGCAGUCACCUGUUGCUGGUCUCAGAGACAAAGGCAGCCCUGAUACUUCUUUCCAGAUGUCUGUUCCCUCUCUUUGCUCUCUAUCAUAAGUCUCUCACAGUUUUAUGUUACUUUGAUAAGCAAUGUAAACUUAAGGCAGGUCAGUCUGUUGGCUGGGCUGGAGCCCAACAAGUAAGAAUUUCACUGUUAAGAUCUUUCCCAGCUUCUACCAAAGAACUGUCUGCUCUCCCUGAGUAGCUUCUUCUGAUUUUCUGCUGCUCAAGUCAAAUGGUAGUACCCAGCAAGUUAGUUGUGCAGAAUAUGAAUUUAAAAAUAAUGCAGGUGCAAGUCACACUUCCUACAGUUCUAAAAUUCUCUAAAACUUCUGUAUGUAUUUUCUGUUUAAAAGUGUACAUAUUAUCCACUGCCUUUAAUGUAUUGCUGAUUAAAUGGUAUGAGGCAA
This is a messenger RNA of Camarhynchus parvulus, 2935 nucleotides long. RefSeq names its product opioid growth factor receptor like 1 (gene OGFRL1). Lineage: Eukaryota; Metazoa; Chordata; Aves; Passeriformes; Thraupidae. Gene Ontology annotation, molecular function: opioid growth factor receptor activity. The transcript is spliced from 7 exons. The coding region runs from base 63 to 1538 and encodes 491 amino acids. The record is from RefSeq and is a predicted model, not a curated record. Gene Ontology annotation, cellular component: membrane.